AGAGAAUUAUUCAUCCAUGGAAGGUUCAGAGCUAACAAAGCUAGGGAGCUCUCUCCCAGUGGCUUGCGUUCAAGAACUUGCCAAGGAACCCCUCCGCAAAUUAGGCAUCCCUCCCCGCUAUAUCCGUCCCGAUCAACACCCUCCCAACGCCACUUUACCCCUUCAGCUUCCUGUCAUUGAUUUGCACAAACUCUCAACAUCUCAUCAUGAUGAUGAAGGUGGCCAUAAUAGUACUGCAGAGCUGGAUAGGCUCCAUAACGCUUCCAAACACUGGGGUUUCUUCCAGUUGAUAAACCAUGGAGUGAGCGAGUCGUUGGUUGACAGGGUGAAAGCAGAGGUUGAGGGAUUCUUCAACCUGCCAAUGGAGGAGAAGCAGAAGUACUGGCAGAGACCUGGAGAGAUUGAAGGAUUUGGGCAAGCGUUUGUGGUUUCCGAGGAGCAGAAGCUGGACUGGGGAGACAUCUUCUUCACCACCGCCCUCCCGAAGCAUCUCAGGAAGCCUCAUCUCUUCCCCAACCUCCCUCUCCCACUCAGGGAAACUUUGGAAGAAUAUUCAGCAGCACUCAAGACUCUGGCGCUGACGAUCCUCAACCUAAUGGCGAAAUCUCUAGGGAUGGACCAACACGACAUUGGAAUAUUGUUUGAACAAGGGUGGCAGACGUUUCGAAUGAACUACUAUCCUCCAUGCCCGCAGCCGGAGCUGGUGAUGGGUCUCAACUCUCACUCCGACGCCGUCGGCCUCACCAUACUACUACAACUCACCGCCGAUACCCAAGGCCUGCAGAUCAAGCAAGACGGUCACUGGGUUCCGGUUGUUCCUCUCCCAAAUGCAUUCAUCAUCAACAUCGGCGACAUUCUUGAGAUAGUGAGCAACGGGAUAUACAAGAGCGUCGAGCAUCGAGCGACUGUCAACUCUGACAAGGAAAGGAUUUCGUUGGCCACAUUCCUGAGCCCGAAGCUGGAUGGGGAUUUGGGCCCUGCCCCUAGCCUACUGAAGAAUACCCUCUCCCAACCUGAGUUCAGAAGGAUCAGCGUCGCCGACUACUACAAGGGCUAUUUCAGCCGAGAGCUUGUCGGCAAAUCUUAUGUCGACACCAUGAGGAUUCACAACUGUUAAUUGCAUGUUCUCGAUCAUAUUACGAGAACAAUGACGAAUUAGAGGCGUUUGUAAGUGUGUGAACGAUGAUGGUUUGAAGCUUGCUUGUUGAUGUGUGUUAUGUAAAAGUAUAAUUUUUUAGAUUACUUGCAUUGAUUGAGAUAUUUAACUUGAGAAGUAAUGCUAUGUAUGUGUUAAUGUGUUUUGUAUAUUCUUGAUGUGAAUAUCAUAUAUAGUAUUAUUCAAUGAAGAAACA
Molecule: messenger RNA, 1352 nt
Organism: Linum tenue
Lineage: Eukaryota; Viridiplantae; Streptophyta; Magnoliopsida; Malpighiales; Linaceae
Source: the annotation of a GenBank genome assembly